GGGCCGCUCAGUUGGGCGCGGGGCUGCGCCGCGAACGGGGGGUCCUGCCUUGUGUCCUGGGGCACCGCACCGAGCCCUGCAGCACCGCACCGAGCCCUGCAGCACCGCACCGAGCCCUCCGGCACCCCGCCCUAGGGGAACCGCGCCCUAGGGCCGCCCAGCGCCCGCUCCCGGCGGGGCCAUGAUGGCGUGCGCCGAGCUGCUGGCCGUCUGCCUGCUGUCCGCCGAGCGCGGCCCCGCGCCCCGCCGCCAGCCGCUGCCCAUCUUCCACGACAUUUUCCGGCGAGCCGACAAGAACGAUGAUGGGAAGCUGUCAUUUGAGGAGUUCAAGAACUAUUUUGCUGAUGGGAUCCUGAGCUCAGAGGAGCUGUGGGAGUUGUUCAGUGGCAUUGACAGGCGCCAUUCAGAUAACGUGGACACAGAGAAACUGUGUGAUUAUUUCUCAGCAUACCUGGGAGAAUACAGGAAUGUGCUUUCUGCCCUGGAAGCCCUCAACUCUGCAGUCCUGGCAGCCAUGGACAAGACCAAGCUGAGGUACGAGACUUCCUCGAAGAUGGAGCAGUUCCUGACCCGUUUCCUGCUGCGGGAAACCAUGCACCAGCUGCAGUCCCUGCAGGCCUCGCUGGAGUGUGCUGUGGACACCGUGGAGGAGCAGGCGGGACGGGAGAGAAAGGACGUGCAGAAAUCUGAGACCUGGGUUGGCCUGAGGGCAGGGAGGCGAUGCGGGCGCAGAGGGCAGAAGAGCCUCCGCCUGUCUCCCACAGACCCUUAUUCUGGGAUGCUCACCACAGGUGUUUGUGUUGAAGACAACAGCCAGUGGAUGGCACAGAUCAACCAGCUCCAGCAGCUCAUCGAGAAACUGGAGUGCAAGAGCCCACGCCUGGAGCCACUGAAGGAGGAGGAGAUGUGCAAAGGAAGAGAUGAACACAUCCUGGUGGCCAAGAGGCAGAUCUCGGUGGCCACGGGCAGCAUCGAGAGGUUCCGCCAGGCGCUCAGGUCCUACACGGAGGGCACGGCCGGGCAGAGCUGCUGCCUGCAUGUGUCUGCCUGCAAGCUGACAGAUGAGGCCUGCUUCAUCCUUUAUGAGUUCUGGCAGGAUGUGGCUUCAUGGAGAAGCCACUUGCAGUCCAGCUGCAGCAAGACUUUCCAGCAGGCCAUCAGCAGCUUGUUGGAGUCCCCGGAGCUGCUGACCACCAUGCUCUUCCCAGCAUCUUGGUGGAUCAUGAACAACAACUGACCCUGGACAGUUGCCCCCAGGACACCGCUGGCGUGUGGAAGGAUUGGGAGCCCUCAGCACAGCCCCUCCUUUGCUUGUGUUUGUCACCUCCCUGUCCCUUGUCUUCUCCUGUGGUCUGGCAGGGGCUGCCUGCCCCUCAGCCCUGGCAGUGUUUUCCCUUCUUGCUCUUUCCAUGGUAAUUUCUUUCCCCCACUGGGUGUCUGGGUGCUGCCCAGGGAGUGGGGCACUCUUGGCAGUGCAGGUGGGAGGCAGGGGUGGGGUGGCAGCAUCACCCUUGGGUUGGGGGCACUGCUCUGGUUGCUGUGUCCUGGCAGCCUUCAGCCCUUCUCACACCCUGGCUCCUCUUCCUCCCCCUCCUCCCAGCACUGAGGAGAAGGAGCUGCCUUGUCUGACCUGUAAAUAGUGUUUUAUGGAACAAAAAGAUAACGAGGUAUUUCUGGCCCUGCCUGUGCAGCCACUGCUGUGGCUUUGAGGUUGGCCUGGCUGUGCACCCCCCCAAUAAAUCACUGCACCCCCUCCUGGGAAGGCUGUGUGGCCCAGAGCUCUGCUGCUUCAUCCUGCAGCUCAACACACACACACCAGUGAUGGCACCAGUGCUGCUGGACAGCGGGGGCAGCUGAAUUAUUGGUGAGGGGCAUGAGUGGGGAAGGCCCUGGGGCCAGAGAAGAGCCAAGCCCACCCAGGUGGUGGGUUGUACACUCAGGGUGUCUGUGUUGGUGCUGCAGAAGCAGAGCAUCCACUGAGGUGGUGUGAAAUGUGGUGUCACAGAGCAGGAAGCAAGUGCCACCAAGGACAGGCACUGACUGCCCACAGCAAGUGUGUCCUAGUAGGAAAAAUACUCCCCCCUCUUGCACUUGAGUUCUCCUGUGUCUGGGUACAGGGCACCAGCUCUGCCUGCAGCAGCUUCACCACCCCAGGGGAGGCAUUUUUCUUGCCCCAGCAGCUCCCCUGGCCAAGGCCACAGCCCAGCAACCUUGCUCAGCAGCAGCCUGAGCACCACAACAACCCUCUGCUUCUGAGCGAGGAAGGGGCAAGUGUGUGAUGAAUAUAGUCUUUUUAUUGACUACUUUGGAGUAGAACAAACUAAAUACAUCUGUAACAGUUUGAGUUCCUUUAUACAGUACAUUAAAUAAGUUAUGCACAGGAA
Molecule: messenger RNA, 2384 nt
Organism: Apus apus (common swift)
Lineage: Eukaryota; Metazoa; Chordata; Aves; Apodiformes; Apodidae
Gene: NECAB3
Product: N-terminal EF-hand calcium binding protein 3
Exons: 13
Coding region: 182-1237 (351 amino acids)
Biological process (GO): regulation of amyloid precursor protein biosynthetic process
Cellular component (GO): Golgi cis cisterna; cytoplasm; endoplasmic reticulum
Molecular function (GO): calcium ion binding
Source: RefSeq, a predicted model, not a curated record